CGGCCGCGCGUUCCUUUUUCAAACAUCGGAAGUAAAUCGAAACGGUGUUCUAUUUACAAACUAUUCAAUCGUUAAUUAUUUGUUUACUGUGUCUAUUGUUUAUGGUUGUGGAAUGUCGUUUAAAAUUGGAAUGCACAUAAUGUAAAGGAAACAAGAUGGCGGUUUCCGGCGAGGUAUACGAGGACGGAGGAGUCAAGUUGCAUCCGUACCUCAUUGCUUUAGCACGAUGGUGCGUGUCCUGCCUGUGGAGUACGGCAUCCGCCAUGUUGUAUCGUCUGUUGACCAACCCACUACCACAGAUCACAGCUCCAAAGUACUCAAAGCCGCGGCCCGCGGGCAAGGAGCACCUGCACCCGGAGCCCAAAGUUGAGUGUGUGGUGCUCCAUCAACCUGCGACACCCAAGGUUGACGUCAUCUUCGUACACGGACUGUAUGGUUCCCUGGGAAACACCUGGAGACAAGGAGAGUGGAGGUCCAAAUACAAAAUAGAACCAAACAAGAUAUCCCUCAGACGACCCAGCUCCAUCCCAGCCUGUGAUUGUAACAAAGCAAAAGACGCAUUUAAUGAAGAUGCAAACAAAAUUGAAAGUAUUAAGAACAGUAUCAAACUAGAAAACGAAAAUAUACUCAAUUUCAACGAUAAAGAAAUCACAUUUACAAACAUAGAUGAAUAUUAUAAGAAGAGGAUUACGGAUGAUGAAGUGUUCAUAACUGAGAAGUUUUAUAAAGACGGGGACCAGUGUGAGGUUGUUGAUAAUUAUGAUGCUCAAGCGAAGUUUGUGAGGGACUUGUUUAAUAUGGAGAAUUUGAAAGUUGAGAAGAAGGGGAAUGAUAAUUGUAGGUGUCGAGCGGAGGAGACACGGUGUGAGGUGGGUUGUGGCUGCAUUUGUGAUGAGUGCUACUCCGCGUGCUGGCCCCGGGACUGGAUCAAGGAGGACUACCCCCACGCUAGGGUCAUAUCCAUCAACUACACCAGCGACCCUCAUCUGUGGAGACCUCUGUGGAUCAAGCAGUGCAAGCGGCUACACCUGCACGAGCGAGCAGAGCAGAUGAUCGCACAGCUGCUGGCACUAGGGGUGGGGCGGCGACCCAUCGUGUGGGUGGGACACUCCAAGGGGGGGUUGUUCAUCAAGCAGAUAUACUGUGAAGCUUACGAAGCCUAUAUCGAAUUACAUGGAAAUAAAAGUGGAGAAAUUAAUGAUAAUGUGUACAAAAAACAAAACUGCGACGAAUACGAUAAAGACAACGAAAUGAAUCACAAAGCUGACAGCAAUAUUGACAAUAAUGAUCAUGAUGAUAAUGAUGAUAAUGAUGAUGAUGAUAUGAUGAUCGAAGAAAAUAAGGGUAAGGAUGAAAUGGGUGUAAAGGAAAUACAUUUAGAUGAUACGGGUAAAACAGAACAUGAACAAGUUUAUGAAGAAAGCAUAGAAUAUAAUAUAAAUAAUGAUGAUAAUUCCAGCAAUAUAAGUGAUAAUUGUAAGAAUAAUUUAGAAUUGAGAUAUGAUGAGAAUGAUAUAUAUGAUGAUAGCUCAGCUAGUGAAAGUUCUUGUGAUUUGAGACAAGCGAAGGAUGGGAAUAGACCAGGGUCAUCAAACAGAAAAGAAGACCUGUCGAAGCGUGCUCAACUAUGGACCCUGAGCUCUGGUUUCAUGUUCUACUCGGUGCCUCACCGGGGCUCCCCGCUCGCCGACAUCAAGACUCCCUUAACGGCGCGCUCCAUCGAGCUGCUGGAAAUGGGACAAGAUUGUUCGCUAGUGACGGGGCUGCACGCGCGCUGGCUGAGCGCGGCGGCGCGCUCUCCGCCGCUGGUGCGGAGUCUGGUGGAGACUACCAGAACACUCAUGGCCGUGCUGUGGCUCAGGAUAGUGAGCACCGACUCUGCUGAUGCCGGUAUAGGCGCGUUGUGCGGCGUUUCCGUGGACCACCGCGAAAUAUGCAAGCCCUCGAGCCGACACUGUAUUCUUUACACGGAACUCAAAGCGCUCAUACACGCCGCCUUAGAAAAAUGCGGGAAGUAACGCCAUCUAGCGGCGAAUAGCUGAACUAAACGUCUACAUUUCGGCGG
Messenger RNA from Cydia amplana, 2065 nucleotides. RefSeq lists its product as uncharacterized. The record is from RefSeq and is a predicted model, not a curated record. NCBI's taxonomy places the organism in Eukaryota, Metazoa, Arthropoda, Insecta, Lepidoptera, Tortricidae. The transcript has 11 exons. Bases 156 to 2018 code for a protein of 620 amino acids.